UCACGGCUCAUGUGUCCCCUUCCUCCUCCUGCACCACUUGCUCCUGCACACUUACCACCAGCGCCAUGCAGCACCCUCGCUUCCUUCUCUGCCUUCUCCUCGUUGUCCCUGGGACGUGGGCAGAUCCAGAGGGCUCUUGUAAGCUCCACAUUUUCCAUACCUUUGACUUCCGCAACACCACCUUUGUGGACAUUUCAAUCUGGGCCACCCUGGAGGACAUCAUCUUUGUCACCCAGGAGAAAGGCACCUCGAACAUCCGGUACCUCUAUCCAUGGGUCUACCCGGCCCUGCCUGCAGCAGAGUGGGAGAACCUGCGAAAUCUGUUCAAUAUCUACCUGCACAACCUCGCCCUGUCCCUGUCUGGUGAUGCCAGGCAGCUCCAAACACCUUACCCCUUUGUUUUCCAGUGUGUAACUGGCUGCAACUUGUACCCCAAUGGCUCCUACUCCUCAUUCUACCAUCUUGCCUACAAAGCCCACAAUUUCCUUAGCUUCAAUGUGGACAAGGCUUGCUGGGAGAGGCAGCAAGAAAGUGAGCUGGCCGCACAAGUUGAGAGGCAGUUCAGCACCUUCGUUGGGUUCUCUGAGACCCUACAGCACCUUCUCAAUGUCACCUGCAUCGACCACAUGAAGAAAUUCAUUGAGCAUGGGAAGGAAACACUGGAGAGACAAGUGCUGCCUGUGGCCACGGUCUUUGCUCGCACACCCAGCCCAGCCCAGCUCCUGCUGGUUUGCCGUGUCACCGGCUUCUACCCACGGCCCAUCAGCGUGGCCUGGCUGCGGGAUGGCCAGGAGGUGCCACCAGGCCCAGAGCUCAACACCAGUGCCAUCCUGCCUAAUGCCGACCUCACCUACCAGCUCCGCAGCAUCCUGGCCGUGGCACCGCAGGAUGGGCACAGCUACACCUGCCGCGUGCACCACCGCAGCCUGGGCAGCCGCAGCCUCCUCAUCCCAUGGGACAGGUCCAAGGCAGCUCUCAGUGUGAGCAUCACCUUCACAGUACUACUGGCCAUGGCUGCAUUCCUCGCUGGGGCUGUCUGGCUCUACAGGCGCAGGUGACAUCACCUCUUUGCCCAGCUGCCCAAGCCCUGUCGUCUCCAGUCCACGGUGGGUGGCAGCUGCCUGGCCGGGGCUGCCCUUGUGCAGCCCCACUUACCUGCUCCUCUCCUGCAGGAGCCAAAAGCACGGGACAUACCACAUCAGGGAUACCCCACUGCCACAUCAGCCCCCACAUCUCCCAGAUGAUAAAUUGCUCUCACACAUGUGAGAGCUCCUGGUGUGCCGUGCCCUGUGCCCACAAGCACAAAGGCAUCAUGCAGCUCCUGCCCACUCCAGGACAGAUGGACAGAGCCCGGGUGCAGGGUGUGCCCACACUCCUCAUCCCAGGGUGAGAGGUUGGACAGGUGAGGGGGAGUGGUGCUUUCUCCUGCCCUCCCCUGCCAUUGAACCUGGCGCCACAGAUGAGGCCCUUAGCCUAUAUCCUAAGUUUAAGACAGACAAAACAUUAAAGUUUGUCUCUGCACCAGGCUCCCCACAAAACAGCAGGACUCAGCCAGUGUCAAUGCAGGCAAGGGCAGGGAUGUGGCAGGGCAGGACCAUUUUCUCCCUACCAGCAUCUGAGGGCACAUCAGCACCUCUGCACCAGAUCUCAGUCCCUGGGACCAGGGGACGGUGACAGACAGAUGUGAGGCCGCCACACAGAUUAGGGGCACGGGGAGCCCCAGCAGGCAGACAGCUGUGGGAACAGGAUGUGUCUCCCCUGUGGGAAAUACAGCCACAAUGGGGCAAACCCACCUGGUUCAGUGCUGGGGCAGCAGCACAGAGGGGACAGAGAUGUCUGUGCCACGCAGGGCUGGGCACUCUGGGCACGAGUUCUAUUGAGGGACGUUACUGUCAGGGACAGUGGUUGCAGCCCAGGGCCAGGCAGGACCCCCACCUUCACCAGGGGGAGAAAAUGGCUUGGGGCAUCCACUCCAUCCCAGGUGUCAGGGUGCUGUCCUGGCCAUGGGGGCUGCAGCCGGGGAGAUGAUCUUGCUCUCCCAGGCAGGGCACCACAUCCAGCCUUCCCAUCCUCCUGUGGGAGGACCUUAACUACCAACCUAGGCACUCACCCUUGUACCCCUCCUGAUUCCUCUUCCCUCAUCCCUGUCCCUUUCCCCCAGCUGCAGUGUCCUUUCACAUGCUUUUCUUCCUGCCUUACCUGAAUCACAAUCCUGGCAAAACCAAAAUCCCCUUACACAAGCUAAAGAGGCAAAACCUCCUGCAGAAGACAGCUGCUUUCCAGGACUGCAUCCAAACAUUGUGACCAGCAGGGCGAGGGAGGGAAUUCUGCCCAUCUGCUCCGCUCUGGGGAGACUUCACCUGGAGCCCUAAGUUCAGUUCUGGAGUCCUGAACACAGGAAGGAAAUGGAGCUGUUGGAGCGAGUUCAGAGGAGACCAUGGAGGUGAUCCAAGGGCUGGAGCACUCCCCAUCUGGCUGAGAGAGAGAGAGCUUAGAGGAGCUCCUAUAGGACCCCAUAGGCAAGGGGCUUCUCCUCACCUGCCAGCCCUGGUGCUCCCACCCCUCCUGAUUCCUCUUAGAAUCAUAGAAUGGUUUGGGUUGGAAGGAAACUUUACAGGUCAUCCAGUCCAAUGCCCCUGCAGUGAGCACUGACACCUCCCACUGGAUCAGGGUGCUCAGAGCAUUGUUCAAUCCAACCUUGAAAAUCUCCAAGGAUGAGGCAGCCAUGACUUCUCUGGGCAACCUGUGCCAGUGUCUCACCACCCUCACAGGAAAACAUUUCCUUCCAAGAUCUAGUCUAAACCUCUCCUGUUUUAGUUUAAAAUCAUCACUCCUUGUCUUACUUGCUUAUUGCAAAAGUUUUUCCCCCACCUUUCUUAUAAGCCCACUUUACGUACUGAAAGGCUGUUUAAGGUCUCCCUGAAGCCUUCUCUUCUCUAGAAUGAAUAACCCCAUCUCUCUCAGCCUGUCCUCGGAUGGAAGGUUCUCCAGCCCUCGGAUCAUCUCCGUGGCCUCCUCUGGACUCGCAUCAACUCGCAUCAACAGGUUCUCCAGCCCUCGGAUCAUCUCCGUGGCCUCCUCUGGACUCGCAUCAAAAUAUCCUUCCUGUGUUCAGGACUCCAGAAUUGAACAGGGCUCCAGGUGGGGUCUCACCUGCUGGUCCCACUGCUCUGGAUGCAGCGCAGGACACAGCUGUUUUCUGGGCUGCAAGCACCCAUUGCCAGUUCAUGUUGAGUUUCUCAUCCGACAGCAACACAACUCCUUCUCAGCACUGGUCCUAAUCCAUUCUCUGCCCAGCCUUUAAUUGUGCUUGGGAUUGCCCCGAUCCAGGUGCAGGACCUUCUUACUCAUGGUCUUGUUGAACUGCACGAUGUUCUCACAACCCCACCUCCCCAGUCUGUCCAGGUCCCUUUGCAUUCAUCCCUUCCCUCAGCGAUGUCAACCACACCACACAGCUUGGCGUCAUCUGCAAAUGUGCUCAGGGUGCUCUCAAUCCCACCAUCUGUCAUUGAUGAUGACCUUAAACAGCACUGGUGCCACAACCAAUUCCUGAAGGCCUACGCUCCGCACUUACGUCCAUCCUCUAGGACGAGAAGGGUUGCAGAGAGGAUCCGGGGAACUACAGGCCUGUCAGUCUCACCUCAGUGCCAGGGAAAGUCAUGGAACAGGUAAUCUUGAGUGCUAUCAUGAAGCACAUGCAAGAGAACCGGGUGAUCAGGCCCAGUCAACAUGGGUUUACAAAAGGCAGAUCUUGCCAAACUAACCUGAUCACCUUCUAUGACAAAAUGACUCGACUACUGGAUGGGGGAAAGGCUGUGGAUGGAGUCUUCUUGGACUUCAGUAAAGCCUUUGACACAGUUUCUCACAGCAUUCUGCUUCAGAAACUGUCAGCCUCUGGCCUGGACAGGCGCACACUCUCCUGGGUUGAAAACUGGUUGGAUGGCCCAGAGAGUGGUGGUCAAUGGAGUUAACUCCAGCUGGAGGCCAGUCACAAGUGGAGUUCCUCAGGGCUCAGUACUGGGUCCAGCUCUGUUCAAUGUCUUUAUCAAUGACCUGGAUGAAGGCAUUGAGUGCACCCUCAGCAAGUUUGCAGAUGACACUAAGCUGGGAGGAAGU
This is a messenger RNA of Cuculus canorus (common cuckoo), 4116 nucleotides long. Its product is annotated as antigen-presenting glycoprotein CD1d. Gene Ontology annotation, biological process: antigen processing and presentation, endogenous lipid antigen via MHC class Ib; immune response; antigen processing and presentation, exogenous lipid antigen via MHC class Ib. The transcript has 5 exons. Gene Ontology annotation, molecular function: exogenous lipid antigen binding; lipopeptide binding; endogenous lipid antigen binding. Bases 66 to 1058 code for a protein of 330 amino acids. Lineage: Eukaryota; Metazoa; Chordata; Aves; Cuculiformes; Cuculidae. Gene Ontology annotation, cellular component: external side of plasma membrane. The record is from RefSeq and is a predicted model, not a curated record.